GCCACCGUUUCGCCCUAUAAAAGAGCGAGGCAUCGACCAAUUCAGCAAUCAGUUGUCGAUCCAAAAGGAACAUGAAGACCUUUAUUCUUUUGGCAUUCUGUGCUCUGGCCGCUUCGGCCUACGCUUUGGAGGAGUCCGACCGCGUCAAUGGCGAGAACGGCUGGUACGUUCCCCAGUAUGACGGCACCUUCGAGUGGGUGGACAAGGACGUCGCAGAUGAGUGGAUGGAGCAGCAGGAACGCCUGGAGUCCCGUGGCCUGACCACCGUGCCCGUCUCGUUCUACCUGUACACUUCCUCCAACCCCAGCAAGGGCACGAAGAUCACCGCCACCACCAAGUCUGUCGAUAAAUCCAACUUCAACGCUGACCACCCCACCCGCUUCGUCAUCCACGGCUGGACCCAGAGCUACGUCGCGAGCAUGAAUAAGGGCAUCCGCGCCGCCUGGCUGUCCAAGGGCGAUUACAACGUGAUCGUCGUUGACUGGGCCCGUGCCCGUUCCAUUGACUACGCCACCUCGGUGAUGGCUGUCGCUGCCACCGGCAAGAAGGUCGCCAAAAUGAUCAACUUCCUGCACUCCGAGUACCACUUGUCUCUGGACGACCUCUACGUCAUUGGCCAUAGUCUCGGAGCCCACGUUGCUGGCUACGCUGGCAAGAACACCGACGGCCAGGUGCACACAAUCAUCGGUCUGGACCCCGCACUUCCCCUCUUCAGCUACAACUCGCCCAACAAGCGUCUCUCCAGCGAUGAUGCCCACUAUGUGGAGUCCAUCCAGACCAACGGCGGCACCCUCGGCUUCCUGAAGCCCAUCGGCAAGGGCGCCUUCUACCCCAACGGCGGUAAGACCCAGCCCGGCUGCCCUCUGGACGUUACUGGCGCCUGCUCCCACGGCCGCUCCACCACCUAUUACGCCGAGGCCGUGUCCGAGGACAACUUCGGAACCCACAAGUGCAACGACUACGAGGCAGCCGUCUCCAAGGAUUGCGGCAGCACCUACAGCAGCGUCCGCAUGGGAGCCGACACCAAUGCCUACAUGGUUGCCGGUGACUUCUAUGUGCCCGUGAACAGCAAGGCCCCCUUCGGCAUGAUUAACUAAGCGAACAUUAAUAAAAACCUUACAUCAAUCCAA
Drosophila obscura is the source of this 1130-nucleotide messenger RNA. RefSeq names its product phospholipase A1 VesT1.02-like. The transcript has 2 exons. Gene Ontology annotation, molecular function: lipase activity. Gene Ontology annotation, biological process: lipid metabolic process. Lineage: Eukaryota; Metazoa; Arthropoda; Insecta; Diptera; Drosophilidae. Bases 72 to 1097 code for a protein of 341 amino acids. The record is from RefSeq and is a predicted model, not a curated record.